Suillus subalutaceus is the source of this 741-nucleotide messenger RNA. RefSeq lists its product as uncharacterized. The coding region runs from base 1 to 741 and encodes 246 amino acids. The transcript is spliced from 6 exons. The record is from RefSeq and is a predicted model, not a curated record. NCBI's taxonomy places the organism in Eukaryota, Fungi, Basidiomycota, Agaricomycetes, Boletales, Suillaceae.
AUGACACGUCAGUGUGAACCUCAAAGUAGUUUUCUCGACCUCAAGCUUCAAGGCCACUGGCAAGUCUGCAAUCAGCACGGCGUUUUUCAUAGUCUCGAGGUUGAAGGGCAUGAGGAUAUUGAAGAUAGCCGUUCCUUCAACUUCCUUGCAACAUUUUCCGAGGCGCCUAGUCAAUACAGCAGCAAAUAUGAUAUUGCCUCGAGACUGAUCCUCAACAUCAACUAUUUCAAACGAUGGAUGAACACAAGUCAAUCAAGGAACUCAUGGCAAAAUCCUCCCGAAAACCGCGCAUCCAGUGAAGCAACCACUGGUAAAAGUUCGUGCAGACGCCGUGGCAAGAUUCGUCGGUUUCUAGGGAAGGUUAAGAAUGCAACUAAAAAGAUUUGUGUGGAUCCCGAGUUUCCUGGGGUGGGGGUCAUAUUCCUGCGGCCGCAAGUUGGUAACCCUGUUCUUCCGAACUUUAAUUGUGAAGGUGCCUCAUCGAUUCCGGAUAUCAACUUGAAGGAUGCUCCUCCUGGUGCGGAACAAGGCGCCGAUCCCAAAUCGGCACUCCAGAACGCCAAAGAGGCUGUAAAACUCAUGAAGCCACUUUCGGAACACCUGACAUCUGGAGCAUCUACCGUCCAAAAUGCAUCAGCAGAUCUCGAGGCUGCAUAUAAUUUCCAGGAUACAUAUCUUCAACCCCUCAGGAUAUUGAUGUACAAACCAUUCCUUUUGGUUGGAACCGAACUAAUCCCGUAG